GCAGGUGCAGGAGUGUCAUCAAGCAGCUGUCUGAGAAAGAGAAGGACCCCUACAUUCUGGGUUUCGUCUCGCACUUCAUCAUCAUGAGACUGUCUCCAAAUCUGCUGCUGUUCUUUUCUUUCCUGUCACUUACCGGGGCACAAACAGCAGCUACAUUAACAUCAUCUGCAACAACUGCUUUAAAUUCACUUGCAUCAACUACACCUGCAUCAACUACAUCUGCAACAACAACAUCUGCAUUAAAUUCAUCUGCAACAACAACCUCUACAUUAGCAACACUGGCAGCAGCAUCGACGAUCUUCUAUCCAUUUGGUUGGGUGGCUGGAGACACCGAACGUUUUAUUAAUUACAAUGAAAGCUAUGAUUACGUUGCCUUCUCUACCCCAUUUUCAUUCUUUGGCCGCACAUACAACCACACAUAUGUUAACAGUAACGGACUCCUUACUUUCAGUCAACCUUCAACUGGAGCUCAAGCUUUCCCUUUACCUGCAUAUGGAAAUGAAGAUUACAUUGCUCCGCUCUGGACUGACCUCAAUGACUUUGGGAUGGGUGUUUAUUCAUAUCAUCAGUACACAGAUGGAAGUGUCCUCACUCGUGCCACACUGGAUAUAAAGCGAUAUUUCCCUCAGAGGGCUUUUUCUGCUUCUUGGGUCUUUGUUGCAACAUGGGACUAUGUUAAAACGCGGAAUAUAAGUGUAUUUAAUCUUCACUCAGGACCGGCAGUCAGAUUUCAAGCGGUUUUAAUUUCAGGAGGUGGUUUUUCUUUCAUUCUGAUUAAUUAUGGUAACUGUGCUGCCGUAUCCUUUCCAGCGGAGGCUGGAUAUGACACUAUAAACUCCACAGACUUCUUUCAGAUUCAUUGUUCAACUAAUGGCAGCUCCAUCCCAAUCCUCAAGAACUCGACUAACGUAAAUGUUCCGGGUCGCUGGGCUUUACUUGUGAACCCCGCGCCAGCACCAGCGAUAUUUUACCCAUUUGGCUCAUCAGAAGACACAAGAAAUCCUGCUGUUGAUGACGGAAGCUCUUCUGUUGUUCAGCUGUCGAGUCCAUUUCUAUUUUUUGGCCGGACAUACCGGCAGAUUUAUAUUAAUAAUAACGGACACAUCACAUUCAACCAGCCUUCAUGGGAAUUUGUUCCCUACUCGUUUCCUGCUAAUCAAAGUCAGGAUAUAAUUGCUGGUCUCUGGACUGAUCUUGACAACCGUGAGAGAGGUGUUGUUUCAUAUCAGCAGUACACCAGUGGACAUGUUCUGACUCGUGCCACUCAGGAUAUAAAAACAUAUUUCCCAGAUCUGAACUUCAACGCUUCUCAGGUCUUUGUUGCAACUUGGGAAAAAGUUGCUUACUACAGCUUAACCACCACAGAAACAUCAUUUCAAAUCGUUUUAAUUUCAGCCAUUAAUUAUUCCUUUAUUCUGAUAAAUUAUGGUGACAUUGCUGUAACAGAACGUCCAGUGCAGGCUGGUUAUGACACAAUAAGCUCCACAAACUACUUUGUGAUUCCUGGAUCAAACCUCGGCAGCUUCAUCUCAAACCUCAGGAACUCCAGUAAUGUUGGUGUUCCCGGUCGAUGGGUCUUCAGGGUGGACAGCGGAUCAAACUCAAACAAAAAGUACGUCGUUGGACUUCAAGCGAAACUUUCCUCAUUUUCUGACCUAACAGAUGGCAGAAACAUUCAGACCAUUAUUCAUCAAAUAAAACAGGAGCUGGUCAAGUACGGUCUGCCGAACAGCAUCGAGCUGAAGUUAAGAAAACUGCAAGCGAUAAAGUCGAUCGCCUGCCUCCCGUCCCAUGCCAUGAGACUGCGGAUCGGAGAGGGAAAUUUCCUGCUAAACCACAUUUGGUACAAGAGCAGCUUCAAAGAAGGUCUGAGAAGGAUCCCUAUAAUUCAGUUUUUUCCUGACUUCUUCAUCAUGAGACUGUCUCCGGUUUCACGACAUCUGUUGGUGUUCGUAUCAGUCCUGUCCCUCGCCAAGGCACAAACAAUAUUUCCAUCAAUAACACCUGCGACAACACAGUCAACAACAUCUGCAAUAACAUCAACAUCUGCAGCAACGACAGCAACAACAACAAUAUAUGCAGCAACAACAUCUGCAGCUGCAGCAACAACAACAACAUCUGGAGCAACAACAACAACGACAUCUGCAACAACAACAACACCUGGAGCAACAACCUCAACAACAUCUGGAGCAACAACCUCAACAACAUCUGGAGCAACAAACUCAACAACAUCUGGAGCGAAAAACUCGACAAUAUCUGGAGCAACAACAUCAACAACAUCUGGAGCAACAAACUCAACAACAUCUGGAGCAACAACAACAACAACAUCUGGAGCAACAACAACAACAACAUCUGGAGCAACAACAGCAAAACUACUGACAGACCCUUGCUACAAAUACACUGUGCUGGAUGAUCCAUGGAGAUCCACAACUUAUGCAUAUACUCCCCAAAACCUAAAGUGUGACUAUAAUGUCAACUGGGUCGGCUGGUAUCGUCUCUUCUUGAAUGGUCAGAGCGCUCAGAUGUCAGAAACGUGCGUUAGUCAGUUUAUGUGUAGCACUCAUGCCCCGCUCUGGCUGAACGGAGCACAUCCAAACAUCGGGGAUGGAGAGGUGACCCGAAACGUCUGCGGUCACUGGGAGAAUAACUGCUGCCGUUUCCCUUCCAAUCCCAUAAAAGUCAAAGCCUGUCCAGGAGGUUAUUACGUCUAUGCGUUUGUUCAGCCAAAUUACUGCUCUGGGACCUACUGUGCAGUUACCAGCAUCAACAACGCUCCGGAGUCAACCUUGGGAGCACCAACAAUAUUUUACCCGUUCGGCUCAGCGGCAGGAGACACAAAUAAUCCUGUUCUCGAAGAUGGAAGCUCUCCUGUUAUUCAGCUGUCGAGUUCAUUUCUGUUCUUUGGUCGCUCGUACCAGAACAUUUACGUGAAUAAUAAUGGAUACCUCACAUUUAACCAGGCUUCGUCAGAAUAUGUUCCCUACUCGUUUCCCGCUAACAGAAGUCAGGAUAUAAUUGCUGGUCUCUGGACUGAUCUUGACAACCGUGUGAAAGGAGUUGUUUCAUAUCAGCAGUACAUUAAUGGAAGUCUUCUCACAAACGCCACUCGGGAUAUAAAGACAUAUUUCCCAGAUCUGAACUUCAACGCUUCUUGGGUCUUCGUGGCGACGUGGGAUAAAGUCGCUUACUUCCCAGUAACCAACACAAACACAUCGUUUCAAAUGGUUUUAAUUUCAGGCCGUAAUAUUUCCUUUAUUCUGAUGAAUUAUGGAGACAUUGCUGUAACAGAACAUCCAGUGCAGGCUGGUUAUGACACAAUAAGCUCCACAAACUACUUUGUGAUUCCUGGAUCAAAACUCGGCAGCUUCAUCUCAAACCUCAGGAGCUCCAGUAAUGUUGGUGUUCCCGGUCGAUGGGUCUUCAGGGUGGACAGCGGCAAAAAUAACAUCGUUGGACUUAAAGCGAAACUUACCUCAUUUUCUGACCUAACAGAUAAUGGAAACAUUCAGAUGGUUUUAGAUCAAUUGAAACAGGUGCUGGUUAGGAACGGUGUGUCAAACAGCAUCGAGCUGAAGCUAAGAAAAGUGCAAAAGAUAAAGCCAUGAUAUCAGUCUCCUUCACAAAAUUUUAUGAAAGAGAUACAGGUAUAAUUUUUCCACGUGGACAAGUCUUUAAAGUUUUACAUUUUGCAGUAACUUUCUUUGCCCGUUAAAAGGGAUUUAUACAAUAAAACCAUGACCAACAAUUACAAAUUUCUCAUGUGAGCAAGUUUAAUGAUUAUUAUAAAAUUAGAUAACAAUCAGUUUCACAAAUCCAGUUAUAUCUGGUAAAGAGGAGCCUUCUUCUCACACAAAGCUGUGAUUAGUGAUUUGUAAUAUAGUGCAAUUGUUGUAUAGUUCGUUUUUGUUCUUAUGGGCUCUAAUCUUAAGGGGGAAAAAAAUUACAUUUCUCUUUUGGAAAAAAUGGUGAAAUUUCCAUUUAUGGGUGCAAUGUUGAAAGGGUCAUCAAAUAUGUUUGUCAUAGGUAUACUUAUUUUUUUACUUUUUCUAACUUAUGUAAUGUAAUCUUUGUAUGACUGUGUCCACUAAAGAAAACAUUUUGUA
Puntigrus tetrazona (Sumatra barb) is the source of this 4103-nucleotide messenger RNA. RefSeq lists its product as uncharacterized. The record is from RefSeq and is a predicted model, not a curated record. The coding region runs from base 84 to 3605 and encodes 1173 amino acids. Gene Ontology annotation, biological process: cell-matrix adhesion. The transcript is spliced from 25 exons. Lineage: Eukaryota; Metazoa; Chordata; Actinopteri; Cypriniformes; Cyprinidae.